AUGGAUCCUCCGGCCAAAUUCGUCGCACCUUUACCAGUGAACUCGGAGGGACGCCCAAGCAUAAGCCGCCUUCUCAUUGCCAACAGAGGCGAAAUUGCGUGUCGCAUAAUAAACACUUGCAGGAAGCUCAAUGUGACUUCAGUUGCCAUUUACGUUGACGAAGACGAUACAUCACAACACAUCACAUCAGCGAAUGAGUCCGUUGGCCUCGGCUCGAUAGACCAGCCCGGUGGCAACCCUUACCUCAACAUUGACCUCAUUGUCCGUGUUGCAGUAGAGAACAGAGUCGAUGCCAUUCACCCUGGGUAUGGGUACCUAAGUGAGAAUGCCGCCUUUGCCACGGCGGUCCGCGAUGCAGGCAUCACAUUUGUAGGGCCCAGUCCAAGUGCCAUGGAGACACUGGGCGACAAGAGAUCGGCAAAGGCACAUCUCCGGGCCCACGAGCCAUCGGUUCCUCUCAUCCCGGGGUUUGCAGGGACAAGUCAGGAGCCUGCCGAGCUGGAAAGGCUAGCGGACGAGAUUGGCUAUCCCGUCAUGCUCAAGGCCUCUGCCGGCGGUGGCGGCAAGGGCAUACGCAUCGUACAAGAACGCGGCCAACUGCGCGCAGAGCUGGAAACGGCACGGUCCGAAGCUGCUCGGUAUUUCGGCUCGAGCGACUGCAUACUGGAAAAGUACAUUGAGCAAGGCAAACACAUUGAGAUUCAGAUCAUGGGAGACGGCUAUGGAAAUGUCGUGUCUCUCGGGGAACGCGACUGCUCCGUACAAAGGCGACACCAAAAGGUCAUUGAGGAGGCGCCAUCGCCGUGGUUGAACGACGCGAAGCGCAAAGAGAUGAGCAAUGUCGCAGUGACAAUUGGCAGACUUCUCAAUUACGAGAACGCAGGCACCGUUGAGUUUGUCUUUGACGUGGCCACGGGCAAUUUCUACUUCUUGGAGGUCAACACGCGACUGCAGGUUGAGCACCCCAUCACAGAAGAGGUUACGAGGCUUGAUAUUGUCUCCUUGCAGCUCUUUGUUGCAGGCGGAGGCGACUUGACAACGCUUGAGCCGCUUCAGCAAGUAAAGUCUACGGGCCAUGCGAUUGAGUGUCGACUGUGCGCUGAGAGUCCGCAACGCGAUUUCUACCCUGGGCACGGCAUCGUCCGGCUCUGGAGGCCUGCCACAGACCAUGGCGAGGUUUCUGCCACGAGCUCUGUCAGAUUCGAGACGGGAAUCAAAACUGGUUCUCGCAUCUCGAUCCACUUCGACUCCAUGAUUGCCAAAAUCGUCGUCUGGGAACCGACGCGCGCCCUGGCCCGGGCCAAGAUGAUACAGGUUCUCGCGGACACGGCCUGCGUUGGCGUUGGGACGAAUCAGUUAUUCCUACAAAGCUGCCUACUGCACGAAACGUUUUCGAAUCCAGCCUACACCACCUCCUUCAUUCCUGACAACUUGUCGUGUCUCUUGUCGUCUCCAUAUGCCCAGGGUGCCUCCCAGAUUGCAUCUGCGUUGCCUCUAUUGGCAUCGUAUUUCAUGGGCACCACACUGAAAAGAGAGCUAUCGGGCAGCGUGUCGCCCUUGUCCAAUAUUCCAUCAGGCUUUCGCAAUCAAUCAUUCGACUCGGUGAGCCACUCUGGCCGCCGUAUCGUCGUUGUCGACAAUGAGGCCUUGACGAAACAGCCCUUCAUUUGUUCCUGGUCCAAACCUCGCUACGGGAGGCAGACGGGACUUGACAAUGGCAACAUGGCCGCAUUUCCCGAUGCCAACGCUGCAAAUGUAACCGCACGAUACAACGAGUUGAGCAAUGCUCUACGGCUAGGUGUCUUGCCAGGGCAGCAAAGCUACGGGAUUGCCAUCAAAUCGUGCACCGUCCGUACCGUGAGGCCCCUGGAUCGGUCGCUCUCGCCAUGGUACGAAGCCACAGUUCACGCGUCGCUCAAUGGCAAUCGUCUCUUGAUGCAAAUAGCCACCGAGAGCAGUGACAUUAGCCAAGGCGGUAUUAGCCAAGCAGCCAAGGGAGUAAGGGUCAUGUGCCACGUCCCUCAACUGGGGACUUGGACGGACAUGACUUGUUUCAGCAUUCUCUCGUAUUUUGAACACAUUCGGGAGGAGACGGUGGGAGCGUCGAGCGAAAAGCGCAGACACAUCAAUGCCCCCAUGCCAUGCAAGGUGCUCUCCGUUUUGAGAGAUGCUGCGCAAACGGUGGAAUCAGGCGACAAGGUCAUGGUAGUGGAGAGCAUGAAGAUGGAAAUCAACAUUUUUGCGUCCGUCGAGGGCGUGUUUAGACCCAUGGUGAGCGAGGGAGAUGCUGUGGACGAGGGGAGAGCCCUCUGUGUGAUUGAGUAG
Messenger RNA from Metarhizium brunneum ARSEF 3297, 2325 nucleotides. RefSeq names its product Methylcrotonoyl-CoA carboxylase subunit alpha (gene Mccc1). The record is from RefSeq and is a predicted model, not a curated record. Gene Ontology annotation, cellular component: mitochondrion. NCBI's taxonomy places the organism in Eukaryota, Fungi, Ascomycota, Sordariomycetes, Hypocreales, Clavicipitaceae. Gene Ontology annotation, molecular function: metal ion binding; methylcrotonoyl-CoA carboxylase activity; ATP binding.